Molecule: messenger RNA, 573 nt
Organism: Durusdinium trenchii
Lineage: Eukaryota; Dinophyceae; Suessiales; Symbiodiniaceae
Source: the annotation of a GenBank genome assembly
GAUCUUUGAAGCAGUAUGUGAUGUUUCUUCAUGGCGGCUGAUCUGGGCUCAAAUUCCCGAGAAGGCUCAGAGUUCCCAAUUCUUAGACUGCUCCAGAGAAGAUGAAGCUCUUGAGGGCGCUUUCGUUGUUCCUUUCUCUGGCAGCGGUUCAUGGUCAAGAGGACGAUGCAGGUGAGACGCCAGACUUUGAUGAGCUCAUGACUGAGAUGGACACCAACAAGGAUGGUAAGAUCUCCUGGGAAGAAAUGUUUGGAGGUGAAGAGGGGGGUGAAGAUGACUGGCCUGAAGACAUCAAGCAGAGUUACAAGGCAACCUACAAGGAGUGCGAUGUGGACGGAGACGGAUUGAUCAACAGACAGGAGCUGCCAACUCUGUUUGAGAAGUUCUCUGCCUUGGAGGAUGCUGAAGAUGAAAAGGAAGAGAGCGACGAGAUCUGACGGAGAAAGCUCCGACAGCUCCUACAGCUCCGAGAGCUUCACAGAACAAUGGAACUGUGAGAACCGUCCGACAAGUGCCGGAUGUUUAUGUAGUUCUCUUGCGUAGCCGGCGUAGCCCUGCAAGUUAGAUGGUCAG